GUACGAUCAGUAAGUCAGUUGUCUGCUGGUGCUCGAGGUGUUUAGAUCGUUUUGUUGAAAGAAACUAACAAUUUAAAAUCUUAAAAAAACAGAGGCUUUAUUUCAUUGCACUUUUAUUGCGUUUCUUUGUCGGCAAUUUAUUUUUAGCAGUCAUUUUUUUGUUUCAGUUGUGGCGAGACGCAGACUCAGCUUACGCAACCAUGAAGUUGCCACUACUGCUUUUGGCAGGCUUGCUCUGCACGAUGCAAGUAUUCGCCGAUGAUUUAGACGAAUUCAAUUUGGAUGAUUUGAUCGAGGAAGACUUCGACGAGAGUGCAGAGGAGUUGUUGCGCCAGUUCGAACAGAAGAAUUCGCACAAGGACUUGGAACGUGAAAACGAGAUCGCUGCUCAACUAGCUGCUGAGGCCAAAGAUCAACAGAAUAGUAUAUUGAAUCCGGUCGUUGAAAUUGAUCCAUGUGAAAAGAUGCAUUGCGGUGCCGGUCGUGUGUGCCAAGUGCAUGGCACUGAAGCCAAAUGUGUAUGCAUACCCGAGUGUCCAGAGGAACCGGAAGCACGUCGUCACGUUUGCACCAAUCGUAACGAAACCUGGCUCUCGGAUUGCGCUGUCUAUCGGCAGAGAUGUCUUUGCGCCACCAAUGCCCCUGGCUGCCUGAACCCCGAAAAUAGUCACGUUCACAUCGACUACUACGGUCCCUGUCAUGAACACAAAACUUGCUCGGAGGAGGACAUGAAGGACUUCCCGCGUCGCAUGCGCGAUUGGCUUUUCAACGUGAUGCGCGAUUUGGCCGAACGUGACGAACUCACCGAACAUUACAUGCAAAUGGAAUUAGAAGCCGAGACGAAUAUGACUCGUCGUUGGGCCAACGCUGCCGUUUGGAAAUGGUGUGAUUUAGAUGGUGAUACUGACCGUUCGGUAUCGCGUCACGAGCUCUUCCCCAUCCGUGCACCAUUGGUUAGCCUGGAGCAAUGCAUUGCGCCAUUCUUGGAGUCAUGUGACUCCAAUAAAGAUCAUCGCAUCACUUUGAUAGAAUGGGGCGCUUGCUUGGAAUUAGAUGAGACCGAUUUGAAUGAGCGUUGUGACGACAUUCACAGAAGCACUCCGCAAUUGCUUGGCUAAAUUUCGUUGGAUUCGCAAAAUUUCCAGCAACCAUUUUUUAACCUUCUAUUUUAUGCAGACUAUCUAUAAAGUACAUAUGUAUAAAUUACGUGUCUAUAAUAUUUAGUGUAUAAAAUCUUCCAGUUCUUGCUUAAAUAUCUGCAUUAUGAGAUUUUAGUUUAAAAUAAUAAAAAAAAUUUUAAAUGUU
Molecule: messenger RNA, 1305 nt
Organism: Bactrocera latifrons
Lineage: Eukaryota; Metazoa; Arthropoda; Insecta; Diptera; Tephritidae
Gene: SPARC
Product: SPARC
Exons: 5
Coding region: 201-1118 (305 amino acids)
Biological process (GO): anatomical structure development
Molecular function (GO): extracellular matrix binding; collagen binding; calcium ion binding
Source: RefSeq, a predicted model, not a curated record